This is a messenger RNA of Anopheles funestus (African malaria mosquito), 9672 nucleotides long. RefSeq names its product rho GTPase-activating protein 190 (gene RhoGAPp190). Gene Ontology annotation, biological process: signal transduction. Bases 744 to 5951 code for a protein of 1735 amino acids. The record is from RefSeq and is a predicted model, not a curated record. Gene Ontology annotation, molecular function: GTP binding; GTPase activity. Lineage: Eukaryota; Metazoa; Arthropoda; Insecta; Diptera; Culicidae. The transcript has 13 exons.
UUUGUUGUUAUUUUGCUUCCCUAUCUGUCAACGCAACCACCGUCAAACGUCACGUGUCAAAUGUACGAAACCUAGCAUAGCCUCGCGUGCGUACGCAUUGGUGAAAAUGCGUUGAAGCAACAUUGAAGAAACGGGAAGAGAGAGCAUCCAAGUGCGCUGUAGUCUCAGGCUUUCCACGAUAUCCUUGUCUAGGCACCAAGCUACGCCGGAAUCUACUCACACAAUCAACCAUCAAACCGAUCAAAGCCGGAUCAAAGCGAGGCGGCCAUGUAAAGAUGUGUGUUGCCAAUCACGUCAAACCGUCUGAAGCAACCAUUUGCAUCUUGCACGGUUGCUGUACCGCCGGUUCCAGAUAUCCGCGCUCCGUACGAUAGGUCAUCCGGGCUUCUUAAUCGUCUUUUGUGUCUCUCUCUGCUAUCAAAACACGACCCGUGUGCCGGCGGAUACGGAGAAAAGAAGAGGAACGCAAUGCUCCUCGGUACAGAUCGUUAUUAAAUCCACUCUCUCACUCUCUACAAAACCUGAAGAACAGUUACUGAUGUGGCAGUAAAGAAAAAAAACGAAACGAAAAACACACCCUGCAGUAUAUCCUAAAUGCAUUUGCAUUGCAAGUAAUUAAACCGACGAUAGUCACUCAAUCACGUCAAUUCGAUCACCGAGAAUCGGGAUUACGAUCUCUAGUGAGCAAAACGGGAGUUUAGGGCUAUCAGGAGUAGCGCAGGCAUAGGGAAAUACGCGACAAGAUGAAACAAAUCAAUGUGUCCGUCGUGGGACUGUCCGGUGUGGAGAAGGAUAAAGGUCAGCUGGGUGUCGGUAAAUCCUGCCUGUGCAAUCGUUUCGUACGCCCCAAGACAGAUGACUACGCGAUUGAUCACAUCUCGGUACUAAGUCAGUCUGACUUUAGUGGACGGGUAGUGAACAAUGACCAUUUCCUGUACUGGGGCGAGGUACGCAAAACUUCCGAGGAAGGUGUCGAUUACAACUUUAGCGUUAUCGAGCAAACGGAGUUUGUGGACGAUGCGACAUUCCAACCGUUCAAGGUCGGCAAGAUGGAACCGUACAUUAAGCGGUGUGCCGCCAUCCGUAUGCCAUCGCAGGAGAAGCUAAAGUAUAUCUGCAAAAACCAGCUCGGCAUUGAGCAUGAGUACGAAGAAAUAGUACUGCCGGAGGGACGCUUUCUGGUGGACGGGUUCGUCUGCGUGUUCGACGUUAGUGUCGUACCGAACCGGACGGUCGAGAAGCAGGUCGAGUUUGUUACGCAGAUCAUCAACAAUGUGCUGAAGGUGAAGAAACCGGUCGUGCUGGUCACCACCAAGAAUGAUGAUGCGAACGAGCUGUACGUGCGGGAGGCGGAAAAGAUAUGCUCCCGGAAGGAGUACAAGGGUCAGAUACUGCUGGUCGAAACGUCCGCGCACGAAAGCAUUAAUAUCGAUCUAGCGUUCGUAGUGCUGGCGCAGAUGAUCGACAAGGCGAAGCAACGUUCGAAGGUACCGUCGUACGCGGAAGCGGCCAAGCAGAGGAAUGAUCUCCUCAACGCUAGCACGGAGUACGUGACGCGCCUGAUACGCACCCAGAUUACGGACCAUCGGUCGAUCUGGAGCAGUUCGUCGAAGAAGCUAUCGAACCACCGCGAAUGGAUCGAUUUUCUCGAGCUGUUCGGGCAGGAAGCGGGCCAACGGAUCUUUCGCCGUCACAUCAAGAAACUCCGGGAAGACUACCAGUCGAAGAAGCUCCAAAGCUACAUGGAUUCGUUCGCGUGCGUACUGCAGGAGAUGCUGCCGGACAUUAACAGCAUCAACCUGGAGCUGGAUAGCUUUAACGAUUGGGCGUCGAUACGGAACUACUUUCACGAGCACAUCGAUUACGAGCAGUACUUCUUCGAUGCGAUCGAGCGCGGUGGCAGCUGGGCGGAGCUGAGCGACAUGAGCGAUAUGGAGGAUGAGAAUCGGAUACCGUUCGACAUACUGGAUACGACCGAUGCGGAAACCGUCUUCAAGAAUCACAUGAACGCGCUGCAGCAGGAGCAGAAGCGAUUAGAGAUGCCAAAGAGAUGGAAAAAACAGUUCAAAAAAUUACUAGAAGAAACCGGUUACGUAACGCCGGGCAAACAGCUGUCGGAGGUGCGCGUACUGUUUAUGGGGCGGGAGUGUUUCGAGGCACUGUCCGAGCACGACUGUCAGCAGAUCUACGACAACCAUCAGCGGGAGCUGGUCGAAACGGCAAAGCACAACUUCCAGGAGCUGCUGAUGGAGCAUGCGGAUCUGUUUUAUCACUUUAAAAACAUCGAACCGUCCGGUACGAUCACGCAGAACGAUAUUAAGGAGAUCACGGAUGUGCUGCAGGAGGAUCUGCGGUACAAGCUGCUCGAUCGGCUCGAUCAGGACCGGAAGGUGAUGCUGUUUCAGCAUCUUGGGUUUGUGCACUGCCCGAUACGGGAGCAUUGUCCCGCAUUUCCCAACUGUAUGGAUGCACUGAUUGAGCGGAUAUUGAUCUCGAACCAAAACCUACCGAAUCCACGCUUCGCCCAGAAAGAUGGGCAGCUGCAGCUCAACCUGAUAGUGAUCGGGUUAGAUUACAUAGCGAACGAUUUCAUCGACAAGAUACACCAGAACUGUAACGACAACGGCGAGUACAUCGUGGAUGGGCAGGUGUACGGGCUCAACAUCGAAACGAUCAACCGUGACAAUGAUUCGUUCUCGUUUGAGCUCCAGUGCAAGGGUUUGAUCUGCUGCUACUCGAACCGGCAAACGUUCCAGUACGUGUACGAGGUGCUCGACCGGCUGCUGCAGGACAAUCUCGACUUUAAGGACAGUGUGAACAAUCUGCACAUUGUGUUUAUGAGCGAUGAAAAGAACAGCCAAAACACGCUGCAUCAGCUGCAGGCGGACGGGCAAUCGUUGGCGGAGAAGCUCCACUGUGUGUUUAUCGACGAGAAUGAGUUUUACAUUUCGCAGCAGCAAACGAAGUUUAUCAACACGACGCUGAACAGUGUUAUCGAUUCGAUACCGUUCGAGGAUCUGAAGUAUGGUUUGGCGUUGCACGAGCUGCCGGAUCUGCGCAUCAUCAUGUCCAUCUUUUGCGGGGAUCCGUUCUCGAUCGAAAACAUACUCAGCUCGAUGAUGCUGGAACAGUCGUGCAUCAGUGCCGGCGAGCGGAACAUUAUCUUCGAGAUGUUUCUCGGCGAUUCGAAGCGGCGGGUCGAGUUGAUCCUUUCCUCGUAUCACGGUGCGAACGCAUUCCGCGACGAUCUGAUACACGGCUUUAUACUGCUGUACUCGAGCAAACGCAAAGCGUCACUGUCGACGCUGAGCGCUUUCUCGCUAAACAUUCCAAACCUGCCGAUGCAGAUUGUGGCCGUGUCGGAGCAGGGUGGUGUGAAUGCGUUCUUUAACAGUGAACUGUCGCAGUUGCUGAUCACGGAGGGUAAUACGAUUGCGGACAAGUUGCGGGCACACUUUGCGACUGGGUCGGACGAUGAGGGACAGUUUAAGUUUGCUUCGUUCGCACCGUUUCUGAAGGAGGUGUGGGACAAGAAGCCGGAAAUUGAGCAUGCUUUUAAUCUGGAGGAACCGCUGACGAUCGAUUCUGGUGAGGGUACGAUGGAACAUUCGAUGCAUCAUCACCAUCAGCAGCAGGUGCCGCAACCGCCGCCACGGUACGAAAGCUACCUCAUCAAUGGUUCGGCCACCACGUACCGUGGGGUCGGUGGCCAACAGCAGCACCAUUCGCAUCAUGGGCAAGCGCAACAGCAGCAGCAACAAACGCUAUCCCAUCAGCAGCAGCAGCAGCACGCGCAACACCAUCAGAAGAUAUCGCAGCAGCUGUUCGACAAUCGGUCCAUCAACUCGCUGGACGAUCUCGACAGUUUGAAGCAGCAGCCGCAACAGCAUCAGCACAACAUGUACUACUACGAGGAUAGCAGCGAUUUCGACAAGUGUGGCAGCAAUCAGGGCUUCCAGAUCUAUCCGCCACCGACGACACCGCCGGAACCGGCACCGCCAGACCAUCUGCUCAUACCGGCCUCCAUACUGCGCCAGCUAAAGGCCGACACCGUAUCGCAGUCACAGUCGAGCCUGGAGGAGAUCAAUUCUGACGUCAGCGGAUCCAAGGACUCGAUCAACACAUACGAUUCAGGCUGGAUCGAUGAUGGUUUUCUCAUCCAGAAGCAGGACAACAAGCAAAGUGAAGAUCUCUGGAAAAAUAUGAACGCACACCAUGCCUUCACAACCGGCCGCCGGCCGAAUCAGUCUUCGUUCGCCAAAAAGAUACGCCCGAAAGGACCUAGUCAAACGCUGAAGCAGCCCGGCAAGCUGAACCUGAAGAGCUUCGCCAUCGUUAACGAAGCGAUCGCACGUAUGAACAUCGGUGGUGGUGGUGGUGGUGCGGGUGGUGGCGGUGGUGAUAGCGGUGCCUCGACCGGCAACCCCGGCCUGGGCGUACCGAUGACGGAGAAGGAAAAGAAGAAGGCAAAGAAGUUGCUGCAACAGCAACAGGCCCAGCUCGAACAUGCACCGCUGGCCGCACCGGAGGAUGACAGCGAGGAGUACGAGGAUGAGGCCGGCUACGAGCAGAUCAAUGAUGCGUUCAGUGACGCGGUCAACAAUGUGGCGAGUCAAUUAUUUACCACCUUUUCAGGCGGCCCCGGCAGCAACCAGGUUGGCGUGCGGGGUCCGGACAGUUCCGCCGGUUCCGAUAUGGGUACGCACAAAACGAAACUGCGACAGAGAAGAGAAAAGGAGCAGAUUUUCAACAUACAAGAAAACUCCGACUCGGAGAGUGACUCCAGCUCGCUCGAACGAAAACGUUCCAACGAUGGUUACUCGAAGAUCAACCGUAAAGCGCAACCACACAAAAGGCAUCGCAAAAAGCGCACCGCCAUACCGGUACAGCCGCCGAAAAUUCCGCUCGGUCCGUUCGGUUCGGCCGCCGGCGAUAUGAUGGGCAGUGUCGGUGCCAGCGGUGGUCCACUCGGCGGUAUGCCGAUCAUGUACCAGAAGCUAAAGAACGAUCUCGGCAGCGGGCUCGAAAAGCAGGAUAAACCGUCACAGGAGCAGGAUGAGUCGAGUGUCGAUAUAUCCUCGCCGCGCGAUAAUUCCCCCAUCUUUGGUGUGCUACCGAAAGGAGGCGAUCGUGAAAAAUUAAUUACGAAGCAAAAAAAUUGGUUCGGCAAAGAGAUCGACAGCAGCAAAAGCUCGAAGGAGUCGAAGGAUGUGCGCGGCAGUAGCAAAAAUGCCAGCAAAAGCUCGAAGCAUAAUGGUGCUGCGGCGGCUGCUGCUGCAGCGGCUGCUGCCGCCGCCCUGCAGCAGUCCUCGCUGGCCAGCCUGAAGCAGUCCGACAAAGUGCCGCUCGUACCGCUGUUUGUGGAAAAGUGUGUCAAGUUCAUUGAGCAGGAAGGGCUCGACUCGGAAGGCAUUUACCGGGUGCCGGGCAAUCGAACGCACGUCGAUCUGUUAAAUCAGAAGUUUGCUGAAGAAUCGGAUGUAGAUAUAGAGAAGCUCGAUAUACCGGUAAAUGCGGUCGCUACCGCACUGAAGGACUUUUUCGUGAAGCGUCUGAAGGGACUGUUUAGUGCAGAGAUGAUGAGCGAACUGGAGGAAAUCGCCGGUUCCCGGCCACUUCAGUCAAUCACGAGCCUUAAUAUGGAGGUGAAGACGGACCGGAGCUGUCGGUUAAUUGCUUUGCGGGGGCUUCUAAACAAGCUGCCACCGAACAACUUUGCCAUACUGAGCUACAUCUUUCAGCAUUUCGUACGUGUGUCGGAAAACUCGAAGCUUAACAGUAUGGAUAGUAAAAAUCUAGCCAUCUGCUGGUGGCCAACGCUGCUACCGAUCGAGUUUACCGACAUGAUGCGGUUCGAAACGAUGCGCCCGUACUUGGAGGACAUCGUGCAGACGAUGAUCGAUCAGUAUCCGUUCCUGUUCUGCGGCGAGGAAGCGUUCGUCAUGGUUUGAUGCAAGUAAAAAACAAAAAAAAAACACCUCCACCCUCCCCAGUUUUAAAAAAGCAGAGUCCGUUUAGAGCAUUUCCAGAUCAAACCUUAAAUGCAAUCUCACGACAGACGGUGUAAAGAAAUGGCUUACAGUAUUCGGGGUUGGGGGAGGAAAAGUCGUCACAACGCUGCCCAGUGCCAUAUAGCACACAUUUAAUGCGCCGGGGAGGGAGAUCGGUAUUCCUGACAGAAUCUUAAAUACGCUAAACACCAAUCAUUUGCAUAAACACUAGUAAAGGGGGUAAAAACGAGAAGCGAGGGCAGCUCCCCGCAUGCACAUUGACGGCUGCAAACGGUAGGAAUCGAUUCGUGUAAAGCCGAAACAAAACAGCAAAACUACUCAUAUACUCAUACUCAUUGAUACAACCGCAUACAAUAUUUAAAAAAAAACCAUACUCGUAUCAAUGUGUAAAACAAACAUGUCCAAACGCUCUGGUUAUGGAUACAUUUAGACGAAAAAAAAACAAAACAAAAAAUAUGAUGUUGUACAACACUGGAAAACCUUCUUUUGAAACGAGCGAGAUAGAUAGAAAGGAAGAGAAGAAGAGAAAGAGAGAAAGAGAGAGAGAAAAACACCGAAACUAAACCCUCCGCUGCUGAAAACGUGAAAAAAAAAUGGAAAAAUAGUUCAGUUUUAUUUUAUUUCUUUUACAACGAGAUCAACUGUCUGCUACUCAUAUUCACACACACAGAAACACACACACUUAUAGAUCGUUAUUGAACCAAUGAUAUAUUUACUGUGAAAACAAUAACCGAGGCUGAAACAUUAUUACUAUCUGUAAGGAGAUUUGUUUUAUGUUAAUUAAAAACAAAAAUAACAAACAAGCAACAACAAAAAAACACCCUCCCAGGGCAGUCAAACAAAAACCGAAAUCAGAAUUAGAAUUUACAAACGACAUUUUGCCAGCCAGCUUAGGUUAGGCAUGAAUGAUACAGAAAAAAAACGAAAGAAAGAAAGCAAAACAAGGAAAUAUUUUCAAAGUAUUAUUUAUCCCACGAAUCUUUUACAUUUUGUGUUGUCUCCUUCUAAAUAUUAAUCUAUGUGAAUGAAUACGACGUUAAGCAUAAAAUAUCGUUGCAAAAAAAAACAAACUAUUGUGUAGGCGAGUAACGGAGCAAAAACAAGGGAGGGGUUGCGGCGAACGAAAAAGUGGCGCGUGAAAAGUGCGUGUUAGAGCAGAUGGCAAACACUUAGUUAGGCGUAGAAAUAAAAAUGCACCCACAACAAUGCAAACUACUAGUGCACACACAUACACCCAUACUCUCUCACCGUUAGAAGCAAAAACCGAAAAGCGCAGAAAAAAAAUUAAAUGCUUUAAACGAGUUCAACAAAAAAGAUGUACACACACACACACACAAACACACACACAGGAAAUUGUUUUGUCCUCCAUUUUGUUUUUUUCUGUUUUUUUUUAUAAAUUUCCAUUUUAUUGAUGCUGGUUGGUGUAGUGACGUACAUUUGCUUUGUAAGCACCGAAUCGAUGGGUCAAUUUGUGAACUAAAAUAAAAUAUGAAUAGGACCAUUUGCUUAAUGUGAACAAAAACAAAAACCUUCCCGCUUUCCCGUGAUUUGUCGCUUUUUUUUGUUUUAGUAAUAGAUUCUAGGCUCAGUUUGGGGAGAAGAAAAGAAAGGCAAAGAUUUCGAAGCCAUAUUACAUUCCUUCGUUUAUUUGUUGCUAGUGUGUGUGUUAGCGCGAAAAAAAUGAAAAACAAAAUGGAGAAGUAAUUCGCUUAAAUUAAAGCACACACACACAAAAACAAAUCCAAGAACGAUAACGUAUUUUUGUAUGUAUUAGCAACUGUUGUAAAAUGGGUGGCCUAGGUAAGGGUGUUGUAGGGAAGGAGGUGUGGGGGGAGGGGGGAGGGGUAUGUAAACACACUUAAAAAAAAACAAACAAAACGCUUGAAUGAUUUCAUUAUACGAUUCAUUCACUGCUAAAACUGCAAGGAUGCCCAAUGUGAAGUGAAACCACCAGCCCAGACAUGCGCAUGUAUUAUAAAAUUGGGAACCUAAAAAUAUGUUUUUUUUCUCCAAAGACUUACAUAGAUUACAACAACAAAAAUCUCAACACACCAGCCAGCAGGACAAAAUCGCAAAGCGGUUCCAGUGCCUGAUAAUAGCAACACACACGAACCUUUUAAUAAUAAAAAAAAUACCAUCGAUUUGUAAAUGCCAUAAUCAUUUUAGGGCGUUCCUUGUUACACACAAUGGGCAAAAUGGGAUGUUUAACAUUCGGAUAAUUAAUACAAAAGAAAAGGGAAAUACACACAAACACACACCUACCCCCACUCACACGCUACAAACACACUUAAUAUUUAACAUAGUUGCCCUACCUUCUAAACAAAAAAAAAACCCUACCGAGUAUGAAUGAGAUACACAACGUCAGUAUUUUCUACCUUUAUAAAUAAUCACAUCCCUCCCCCCUGGUCAAAGGUUGAAUAGCGAUGCAAGAAGCGCAUCAAACACACAAACAAAAAAUUAUAAAUGUAUUUACUUUUGUCCAGCGUAAGAAAGCAUUAAUAUUAGGAUGCAAAAUUGAAACGAAACAAGUGAGAGUAACAGCAAACAACAAGAGAAAGAGAAGAAAAAAACAUGGCAAAACGAAGUAAGAAACUAAACACGUAAGCUAAAACACAAACACAAAUACAACACCUAGAAACUAUAUAUGUUAAGAAAGUCGGAGCUAGGAAGUAAAAAAUCUGAAAGAAUGUUUCAUUUUUUUCAAAAUGAAAUUAUUAAAAGAAUCUCACACACUUACAGAAAUACGCUAGCUUCUGUAAUGAGGGGAAAAAAAGGAGUUAUAAAAGAAAAAGUGCAUCGUUUAUUGUGGACAGAAGAAGGCGAAAAUAAAAAAAAAUACUCACGAAGAGAUAAAAAGGCGUACGAAGCGUGAAUAGUGAAACACGCGUAAUGGUAUAAAAGGUUUUUUUUGGUGUGUGUGUGUGUGUUUAUAUACACAGCAGCAAAGCGUAUGUGUCCUCGCUUGGGAUGCCCGCAUAGAUCGUCGUUCCGUGUUAGUAACUGUAAUUGAAUUCUCUGGUGUAGGAUUAUGUUCCUCCAAACAUUUUCAUCGAUUAUAACGCUUCAUGUGUUGCAUUAGAUUUGCUGCGAAAUUUAAGCAAAAGCCGUAACGAAAACGAGAAGACAGAAGAAAAAAAAACAUAAGGAAAAAGAAACACGAAAGUAAAGCAUAGCUUAAGCGCAAAGAGCAAAAAGAAAGGAAAAAAAACAGAGAAAACCCAUCUUAACAAUUUCAAUAAAAGCAGCAGAAAAAAAAGGAAAACAACCGAACUCGGCAGAUAGAGAGCGAAGCGCAGGAACGAUAAGGGAAGAAUGUGUGUUUAGGAAGCUGAACACAGCAACAACCAGAAUAAUGUAACCGUUCUAUUUGCAAUUGAAAACCGACCUGUAAACAAUUAUGUGGUGAUAUAAACGUAAUUAUAAAUGGAUAUAUUAGGUAUACAUGAGGAAUAUAUGUUUUGGUUUUAAACGAACGAACGAGGAAGGGGGGGAUGAUGAUGGAGAAGAAGAAAUAUGAGAACACAAAAAGGGGAGAGAAGUACAUAAACAGUGGUAGGGCGUGUGUGUUUUUUGUGUUCGGUAGCCAGUAUCCCCCUGUCCCCGGCUGGGGACGAUACUACCACUGCACGGAAAAUAAGAUAGAGAGACAGAGAGAGAGAGA